UGGCGCUGCUACUCGCAAUUCUGAGUCUUGGGGUAUUGCUACUAUUUUAUCAUGCUGUCUAGCAGAGGCCGACGACGGCGUAUCCCUCCUGCGUCUGUCAGGGGCUGACGCACACACGGCCUAGCCAUGCACAUGCGCCACGUAGGUAGGUAUAUAUAGGGCUACGAACGGGAAGCAUGGCGGGAGGCCUGAGAAGCGACCCUAUCCACCAUCACCCUCUAAUCGCACACCGAGACCCAGAGAAAGAGAGAGAUUCUCCCUUUUCCUCUUCCUCAUCAUCCCGUCUCUGCGCCUUACCUGCCUCCCUCUUUACGGCGUCAAGCUAGCUAGGCGAAGCUCGCUUACACGUCUGUCUAUCUAUAUACCGAUAUAUAUACACAUAUAAUUUUUCUUGAAAAAAAGGAAGAAGAAACAAGCACAGCAGACAGCAAGGAGCAAUUCUAUCACUACUAGGGUGGUUGUCUCGAACGGGGAUAGCUACGAUAGGCAGUAGUGUAAUAGCAGCUGGUGCAAGUAAGUCUGCCUCUCCUUUCUAGAAGCCUAUUUGCGCCCGUCCGCGACGCGACGCUCGAGUCCUCGGGCGACAAUGUCUAGUCAAUACUAUCCGCCGCCUCCCGGUGCGGCUGGGACACCAGCCGUUUCGUCGCCGCAGAAAAGCUACCCGCCGCCGCCUACUUCCCCUCCCGCGAACCAGACCAAGUUCUACCCGCCGCCGCCUCAGACGCAACCCUAUCCCUCUCCUCCGCCGCAAGCCUACCCCCCGCCUCCUCAGCAAGGCGUAUCUCCGCCGCCGCUCAACACGACCACCCCUGCCUACCAGCCCCCGCCACCGCAACCGGCGCAACAUGCCAACCUCCCCCUCCGCAACGACGGAGCCCUCACCCCGCCGAGCGGUGCUGCGCCCGCAUACGCAAGCGUCGUACCCAACGCGCCGGAGGGAUUCCCCAACGAGAAGGCCCAGAGCAUCCUAGGCACGGGGCCGUCGCACGCGCGGACCGCGUCGGCCGGCGGGGCCGCGCAAUUCCAAGGUGCCAGCGCUACGUUGGACGACGUGGGGACGUUCAACGGCGGGUCGUAUCGCAUCAGCCAUCGUGACUGCAACACCAUCAUUACGAUCCAGCUCGCGAUGGGGUGCCCGAUCACCGCGAAGCCGGGCGUGCUGAUCGCCAUGACUCCGACCGUCACGCUGAAGGGUGAGUACAAAUUCAGCAUGAAGAAGCUGAUGGCCAGCGGCGGCGAGCUCGGGGAGUCGACUUUCAUCGGCCCCGGCGAGGUGUUGCUAGCUCCGGGCAUGCUCGGCGACAUGACGACUAUCCGCCUGACCGGCGACGAGUCGUGGAGCGUCGGCAAGGACUCGUACGUCGCCAGCACCCAGGGCGUCGUUCGCGACUACAAGCGCCAGGGCCUCGGCAAGGCCAUGUUCAGCGGUGAGGGCCUGUGGGUUCACAAGAUCAGCGGGGUCGGCCUCCUCUGGAUUACCAGCUUCGGCGCCAUCAUCCGAAAGGACCUCGCCGACGGCGAGAAGUAUAUCGUCGACAACGGCCACCUCGUGGCUUGGAACGUUAAGUACGUCAUGGAGCGCGUAGCCAGCGGCGGCAUCAUUGGCGGCUUUGCCAGCGGUGAGGGCCUCGUGUGCAAGUUUACCGGACCCGGUACGGUAUUCCUGCAAACGAGAAAUCCUAGAGCCUUCAGCGCCUACAUGACCGGCAAUGCCGCGCCGCCUUAACACACCCGUCGAGCCGCAGGGAGUCGGGGGGCGGCCGUAUGGGUCUUCUAUCGGGUCCGGAAAGCGUCAGGUGGACGAGACUCCCGUGGUUCGCAAAAAAAAAAACCCGAAGUCCUUGGAAGUCCGUGUGUUGGGUUAUGCCCGCUUUCGUGUAUUGAUAUUGGUUAGGCCAGGCAUCAGCGUAGUUUGAAUUCUAGGUAUAUUCAAUUCUUCUUCCCCUUAGGCUUGUAGGUCUCGAUGGCAUCAGCAUCGAGCUAGUAUACCGGAGUCUCUCGCGUACGAGGUAUUAUGCGUAGCUCGUGCAAACUGGCUGCCUGCACGUUAUUAGCUGUAGAAGAGGCAUCCAUCGUAAGCAGCAGCAGCAGCAGCAGCAGCAAAAACAAGAGGCGAAGUAGAAUAAGAAGAGAGAGAAGCAAGCAGACUCGGGUUUAUCUAGG
Molecule: messenger RNA, 2163 nt
Organism: Durotheca rogersii
Lineage: Eukaryota; Fungi; Ascomycota; Sordariomycetes; Xylariales; Xylariaceae
Product: DUF124-domain-containing protein
Exons: 5
Coding region: 587-1726 (379 amino acids)
Source: RefSeq, a predicted model, not a curated record